GAUUCGCUUGCGAGGCGCUGCCGUCUGACCCUCUUCGUGGCGGCGAUGGGCCAGGGCGUCGUCGAGAUCCAGCCCCGCGAGCUCCAGUUCACCUUUGAGCUGAAGAAGCAGAGUUCAUGUUCUGUCCAUCUUGUCAACAAAUCUGAUGAAUAUGUCGCUUUCAAGGUUAAGACAACUUCCCCUAAAAGAUACUGCGUCCGACCAAAUAUUGGAGUUAUCCUUCCAAGGGCAACAUGUGAUUUCACAGUUACCAUGCAAGCACAGCGUACUGCGCCACCAGACAUGCAACUAAAAGACAAAUUUUUGGUGCAGACCACAGUUGUUCCUCCUGGUACAUCAGAUGAUGACCUCAUUCCUGCUUUUUUCUCCAAAGAAACCAAUGCAUAUAUUGAGGAAAGUAAAUUGAGAGUUGUCCUUGUUGAUGCAUCUCGUCCUCCUGUGGAGCAACUGAUAAAUAAUGUCCCCAGCACUGAUGCGGCAGUUGAGGUUCCGGUGUUAAAAGAUACACCAAAUGUUCAGAAUGAAGUGCCAGCUAUGGAGAAAAAGGUUCCUGCCCCCCAGGAGAAAAUUUCAGCUGUUGUUCCUAACAUACCUUCCCCUGUCAGGGAGUCUCCAAUCCUUCAAGAAGUUCCUGUGCUACUGCAUGAAGAACCUGCUAUUUUGGCAGAAUCUCCUCCCCCUCUAAAAGACGAAUCUCCUCCCUCUCUAAAACAUGAAUCUCCUCCCCCUAUAAAGGAUUCGUCUGCAAUUACCAUUGAACAACUUUCUCCUCUGAAGGAAGAGACUGUAACUUCAAAGGUGUCUCCUCUGGAAGAAACUCUUCCGAAAGAAACUGUUGCCGUAAGUGACCGAGGUUUUUUCAGUGUGCAGAAUCAUCAAUUAUCUCAUGUGACGGAAGAUGUUCAGAAUCUGAAGUCAAAACUCAACAACCUUGAAUCAAAAUUGGAAGGGGCUGAAAAGAUGAUAAUAAAACUGAGAGAAGAGAGCAGGACUACAACCCAGGAGCGGGAUAGGCUGCAGCAAGAGAUGGUAGUUUUAAAGAAGGGAACCCCAAAGAGUCAGCUAGGCUUCCCGUUGCUGUUUGUGGUCUAUGUGGCGCUUCUCGGCACAUCCCUCGGCUACCUCUUGCGCCUAUGAGUUGGAGUAUGUUGGAAAUCCAAGCCGCUGGGUGCCUCGGUCUUCGCCAAGAGUUGAAGGGCAGCUAUAUACAUAAAUCUUGCAGGAGCAUCCCUGUUAGCAGCACCAUCGUUUGUUAUUAAUUAGUUUGAGACGGUUUUGAACAUACCGGGGUUAUUGCCAGUAGCCUGCCUGUAUAGAACAGCGUCAUUUACAUUGUAUAGAACCACCCGAAAAAGUGCUUGGGUACUCCUGUGGGCUAAUUAACCUUGAGUUUAUUCCUCUUGGUGAA
Triticum aestivum (bread wheat) is the source of this 1408-nucleotide messenger RNA. RefSeq names its product vesicle-associated protein 1-1. NCBI's taxonomy places the organism in Eukaryota, Viridiplantae, Streptophyta, Magnoliopsida, Poales, Poaceae. The record is from RefSeq and is a predicted model, not a curated record. Gene Ontology annotation, cellular component: plasma membrane; endoplasmic reticulum membrane. Gene Ontology annotation, biological process: endoplasmic reticulum membrane organization.